Messenger RNA from Drosophila elegans, 550 nucleotides. RefSeq names its product RNA-binding protein 48. Gene Ontology annotation, molecular function: nucleic acid binding. Gene Ontology annotation, cellular component: nucleoplasm. The coding region runs from base 37 to 528 and encodes 163 amino acids. NCBI's taxonomy places the organism in Eukaryota, Metazoa, Arthropoda, Insecta, Diptera, Drosophilidae. The transcript has 3 exons. The record is from RefSeq and is a predicted model, not a curated record.
CAAAUGAGGAAAAAUUGACUUUCUAAAGUUAAAACAAUGGAAGCCUCAUCUGCGGAACACCACAAACGUCUGGAAUACUGCGCUACAAGACUGCCAUAUCGUCAGGGUAGAGAAUUAAAGGCUGUUAAGGUUUAUACAGUGGCCAGUGAAUCCCGGCACUUGCUGAUCUUCGGCGUGCCCAAAAUAAACCUCCAAACUAAUCUCAAAACUAAACUACAGGGUUUUGGAAAACUGCAAUCUUGCAUUUGCAUAACUUCAGAGAUGGCUUCAAAAAUGGAGCUGGAAGCCUUUACGGAUGUGUUUGCCGUCAAAUUUGAACGUCUGGAGGUAGCUAGAAGGGUUAAAAAGAUGCUCGAUGCCCGCCAGUUCUUCGGCGGGAUCUUGCAUAUAUCCUAUGCUCCAGAGCGGGAAUCCAUUGAAGAACUCCGGGAUAAAAUGCUGCAACGCAGACAAGAGGUGGUCCUUCGCAUACGGCGGAACCAGAGGAACGAACCUCCGGUGCCGAAAAAGAGCCGUGAAGCCAAAUGAUUACACGUUGUUAACGCUUUAU